AUGAGCGCGACUAAGCCAACCAAGCCCAGUAACAAGGAGUCAGCAGGUUCUCAAGAGGCAAACGAAAAGAAACAUCAGGUUCCUACGCUGGGUGCUCUUGAUGAAGAUGACGAAUUUGAGGAGUUUGAGGCAGAUGACUGGCCAGACCAAGACACUAUUGUUGGAAAGGAUAACACUAGUGACCAACCUUCAGGUGCUGCCACAGUCUCUCUUGAUAUGAGUGGUUCCGCUCGUUCGGGUGGUGACCACCUUUGGGAAGACAAUUGGGAUGAUGAUGAUAUCGAGGAUGAAUUCAGUGUGGCUUUACGUGCCGAGCUAGCCAAGACGGAUACCGUCCAGCCUAUGUCUACAUAA
Messenger RNA from Malassezia restricta, 354 nucleotides. Its product is annotated as 26 proteasome complex subunit DSS1. NCBI's taxonomy places the organism in Eukaryota, Fungi, Basidiomycota, Malasseziomycetes, Malasseziales, Malasseziaceae. The record is from RefSeq and is a predicted model, not a curated record. The coding region runs from base 1 to 354 and encodes 117 amino acids. Gene Ontology annotation, biological process: mRNA export from nucleus; double-strand break repair via homologous recombination; proteasome assembly. The transcript has 3 exons. Gene Ontology annotation, cellular component: proteasome complex; proteasome regulatory particle, lid subcomplex.